AUGAAACCGGAACUGAAUAUCAGUGAUCCUAGCAUCUACCACGUUUCCACGGCCGAUCCAAUAAAACUUAUAUUUCAGUCAUGGGUUGCCCGGAACCACAUAUUUCCACGAUACUCCUCAAAGGUUCCCGAGUCGGUCUGGAAACUCUCCUACUACGGACUGUCAUGGCUGUUCUCACUUGCUGUUCACACCUGCGUUGCUAACAUCAACUCGUUCAGUGAUCCGCUGUCUCUGUGGAAUGGUUGGUCUGAAGGAGAGUCCCCUCCGAUUCAUCCUGCCAUUCGAGUCAUCUACGCCACUCAAGCUUCCUUUUACAUCCACUCCAUCUAUGCUACUUUGUAUUUGGAUCCUUGGAGGAAGGACUCAUGGCUGAUGUUUAUCCAUCACUUUAUAGCGCUGUCGAUGUUACUACUCAGCUAUGUGGACAAUUUUACUCUUUGUGGAGCUCUACUACUAUUUCUGCAAGAUAGUUCGGAUGCAAUGCUGGAAAUGGCCAAAAUUGGAAUGUAUCUACGUAGACGAAGGAAUGGUAGUUACUACAGGUUCAUCGACAUAGCUGGCAGCACUAUUUUCGUAUUAUUUGCAGGUAACUGGGUUCUGUGUCGAUUGUACUGGUAUCCAUGUAAACUACUGUACGGUACCCUAUAUGGAGCUGUGUACCUUGGACCUCAGACGGCGCCAUUCUUCCCAGUGCUCGGAUUUAUGCUGGUCCUAAUCUACGCUAUGAAUAUCUAUUGGUUUAAUGUAAGUUUAAUACUUAAGGGGAUUGCCCAAAUGAGUGCCUCUACAGCAGGCAUCACUUAC
This is a messenger RNA of Haemonchus placei, 804 nucleotides long. The record is from the annotation of a GenBank genome assembly. Lineage: Eukaryota; Metazoa; Nematoda; Chromadorea; Rhabditida; Trichostrongylidae.